AGAGAGCCAGGAGUCAGAGCGCUUGCUCUUUCCUCUCCCUGCCUUGCCCUUCUCUCCUUCCUCCCUCCUCUUCUCCGGGAAUCGCCACGCCAGGCAUUUUGCCCCGUCUUCGCCUGUGUUUCCUCCCUCAAUCUCACCCACUCCGGAGCUGCUGGACUACAACUCCUUCUCCCUCCCACCCAUCUCUCAGCCACGGAGGACGGGAGACACCCAGAAGUUGAGACGCGGUGGGGGAAUCUCCUCCGUCUCGGCGUCUCGGGAGGCUUUGAAGCCUGAAUGUGCUUUUUGGAUUGGAGAGGGUUGGCUUGUCUGGCGCUUGGGGUCUCCUCCAACUCUGUGAGUCUCCUGGAAAUAUGCUUCCUUCUCGGGAGGUUUUGAAGCAGAGGCUGGGUACUGACAGCGCCUGGCAGGGAGCGGGACUGGAUGGCCCUUGGCAUGACUUCCAUGUGUGAAAUUCUCCUCUUCUCCUGGAAUAGUGUGGUGGGGUCUCCUCUGGAGUUUUGUCAACAGAGGCUGGAUGCCCCUCUGCCAGGAAGGCUUUGAUUCCUGCAUGGCAAGAGCUCUGACUGGAUGGACCUUGGGGUCUCUUCCAAGUGUGUAAUUCUCAUCUAACCCUGGCCUUCAAGUGCAGUGAGGUUUCUGGAGUUUUGUCCACCGAGGCUGGGUGUCCUUUUUCCAGGAGGGCUUUGAUUACUACAUGGCAAGGGCUCGGACUGGAUGGCCCUCGGGGAUCUCUUAAUCCUGGAAUAGGUUGCCUUCAAGUGUGGUGAGGUCUCCUCUGGAGUUUUGUCAACAGAGGCUGGGUGCCCCCCUACCAGGAAGGCUUUGAUUCCUUCAUGGCAAGGGCUGGGACUGGAUGGACCUUGUAGUCUCUUCCAAGUGUGUAAUUCUCCUCUAACCCUGGAAUAGGUUGCCUUCAAGUGUGGUGGAGUUUUGUCCACAGAGGCUGGGUGUCCUUCUGCCAGGAGGGCUUGGAUUGCUCCAUGGCAAGAGCUCGGAUUGGAUGGCACUUGGGGUUUCUCGCAAGUGUGUAAUUCUCCUCCUGGAACAGGCUGCCUUCGAGUGAGGUGGAGUCUCCUCUGGAGUUUUGUCAGCAGAGGCGGAGUGUCCCCCUGCCAGGAGGGCUUUGAUUCCGGACUGGGUGCCCUCGGGGUCUCUUCCCACUCUUGGACUCUGCCUCUCCUCUCCUCUCCUCCUGGGCGAGGCCAGAGCCUGGCAGAGUCUGCCCUGGGCGCUGCAUGGCCAGGGCUGGGCGUGGGUGUCCCCGGGCGCCCCUCUCGGCGCUCUCCUUGCCCGGUGGUCCCAUGCGCGCCCUCCCGGCCGAGCCAUGACUUUUGCCCGGGCGCCUCCGUCGGUGGUGGUGCUGAACGUGGGCGGCACCCGCUACUUCUUGUCCCGGGAGGUGCUGAAGGACUUCCCCCUGCGGCGGGUGAGCCGCCUCCACGGCUGCCUCUCGGAGCAGGAGGCGCUGGAGGUGUGCGACGACUACGACCGGGAGCGCAACGAGUUCUUCUUCGACCGCCAUGCCGAGGCCUUCGGCUUCAUCAUGCUCUACGUGCGGCACGGGCGGCUCCGCUUCGCGCCCCACAUGUGCGAGCUCUCCUUCUACAACGAGAUGCUCUACUGGGGCCUGGAGGGCGCCCACCUGGAGGACUGCUGCCAGCGCCGCCUCGACGACCGCAUGUCCGACACGUACACCUUCUACUCGGCCGAGGAGCCGCUCCAGGCCGAGGGCUGGAACAGCAGCGGGAGCAGCAAAAGCAGCUGCCAGCACCAGCCUCCCCCUCCCGCGGGCGGGGAAAGCGACCCCCUCGGGCCCCCUCACCCCGGCCCCGCGGAGAAGAAGUGGCUGGAGAGGAUGCGGAGGACGUUCGAGGAGCCCACCUCCUCCCUGGCCGCCCAAAUCCUGGCCACCAUCUCCAUCCUCUUCGUGGUGGUCUCCAUGGUGGUGCUGUGCGCCAGCACCAUGCCCGAGUGGCGGGCGGCCGAGAACCGAAGCAUGGAGGAGAACAGCAGGUACACAGCAGACUCACUCAGGGAGCCUUCAGGGAUAAUUGAAGCAAUCUGCAUAGGCUGGUUCACUGCAGAGUGCAUUGUGCGGUUCAUCAUCUCCAAAGAUAAGUGUGAGUUUGUCAAGAGGCCUUUGAAUGUCAUUGACUUGAUGGCGAUCACUCCCUACUACAUUUCUGUGCUUAUGACAGUGUUUACAGGGGAGAAUUCAGAGCUUCAGAGGGCUGGAGUCACCUUGAGGGUCCUGCGGAUGAUGAGGAUUUUUUGGGUGAUUAAACUUGCCCGGCACUUCAUUGGUCUUCAGACGCUUGGCCUAACUUUAAAGCGAUGUUAUAGGGAGAUGGUGAUGCUCCUGGUCUUUGUUUGUGUGGCUAUGGCAAUCUUCAGUGCACUCGCCCAGCUCCUUGAACACGGGUUAAAAAUUGGAAAACCCAACGAAGGUUACUCCAGCAUCCCAGCUGCCUGCUGGUGGGUCAUUAUCUCAAUGACUACGGUUGGAUACGGCGACGUGUGUCCUGUUACAAUACCCGGAAGGAUUCUUGGAGGAAUUUGUGUGGUCAGCGGGAUUGUUUUGCUGGCUUUGCCGAUAACAUUUAUUUAUCACAGCUUUGUGCAAUGUUAUCAUGAGCUCAAGUUCCGGUCUGCUAGGUACGGCAGGAGUAUUUCAGUGGAAUUCUUAAAUUAAUGAAUAAUACAAUUGCAAUUUGCAGUAGCACCUAAUAUAGUGACUGAUCAAUUGAGGGUGGGGAAAUGCCUUUUGCCCUCUUCACCUUUUGUCCUCUCCACCUCAGGCAUGGCCACUUGCUCCUUGCUCCAUUGUAGCUGAAAAUGACAAGUGUGGAAACAAAGAUAAAAGUCUUAAUUUUCCUGUUCUCGUCAAUCUUUAAUGUCUAUACUCUGUGGGCAUUUCAGGAGUUGCGCACUGUUCAAAGUGAAGUACAUAUGUUUGUUUUUCACUCCUUGAUUUUUUUAACUGUUAUUUUUAAUUUCAAGUUUUUUUCUGGUAGUUCGCUUGCAUUGGACACAAGUUUGUUAACCUAAAAGGCAUAUCCACUGAAAUCAAUGGCCAUAAAUGAUUAUGGUGGACCUUUGGUUUCUGCUGACAUUUGGUUCCAGGACCUGCAUGGAUACUAACAUCCAUGGAUGUCAAGUUCCAUUAUAUAUAAUGAUACAUCAAAAUGACAAAAUUAAGGUUUGCUUAUCUUAUGAGCUGGUCAUUGACCAUAAUAAAGUGAACUUGAAGGUUUGCUUUCUCCAUUUUUUUUGAAUAUUUUCAAGCCAAGGGUGGCUGAAUCUGUAGAUGUAGAAUCUAUGAAUAUGGAGAGCAGAUUGUACUAAGGUCAAACAACAGCCCUAAGGACUGAGAAGGCUAGAUGAUUGCAUUGGCCUUCAGGAGACUUUCAUGGGCUUAAAUUGGUGGGGAGGAUGACAAAAUGUGGUAUAAACGCACCCUAUGCCCCUCAAUGGACAUUUUGGAGCAUUUCACAGCAAUUUGGAGAGAAGAAAUUGUGGCUUCAAACAUUGUUGAAAUGUCAUCAAUGACGUAUGCUGGAUCAAAAAAGUUUAUCCUUAGGGUCUACAAAAGCUGCCAUUUUGCCCACACCUGAUUUAAGCAUAACCAACCCAGAUCCAACCAAGUGACCACCAUGUGCUUUCAGAGUGGCUAGAUGGAAUUUAUUUAGUUUCAAAUAGUGGCAUUUUACAUCUUAUGAAGGAAAAUAAAACUGCUCUUCCAGGAUAAAAAAAUGAAUAAUUCAGCUUGCUUUGACCACCUCAUUGGGUAUGCCAAUAAAUAUUUCUGGAAUACAUCAUUUGUCUGUAAAUUGUGAUUAAUGGGAUCUUUGCAAAUGUCUUUAGGCAAUGCUCUCUUUGGUGUAGAAAACAUGGUUGUCCCUCCUCCUCCUCCUUUCCCAAAUCAGGUGUAAAUCAUUCUGUCAUGUUAGGACAGACAUCAAACUAGACUUAACAUCUGACUUAGGGAAAGGUAUGCUAUUUUGAAAUGUUUAAAAGGGGAACAAACUGGUAUUAGAACUGAAGGUGAUAUGAAACAUGGCAUUGUAUGUGUUAAUCCAUGUUACUGAAAUUUGGUGGGGUUCCUGAGAAUCUUAUCUCAGUGGCAGCAACAGUAACAGUAUAUAAACAAAGACAUUCUGUUAGCCUUUACCAGAAAUAAUUCCCUGCAACAGAUAGCCACAGAGAAAUGUGAGAUGCAUUCUGAGGCACCUUCUUAACUAUGACCAGUGCCAGCUCCCAGACCAACUAGGGAAUGUUUCUCCCCCAAAAUGAUGGAGAUGGGUCUGGCAAAAUCCAACAUGGCAUCUCAGAUACUUUUGUGAGCAUACAACCUAUGAUACUCACCAGCACUGUCAGAAUGGAGAGUUUUCUUGGUUAGAAGCCAUUGCAUUAUAAAUGCUUGAGUCAUUGGCUAAAAUAACCUUCCUAUAUAUUUUUUUGUAUUUGCAUAUAACAUACUGGUAGAUAUCUAGUUCUGAGUCUUCUUAUUCCCAGUGGAAUUGAAUUAUUGCUACAUGCAGUGCUGAUCCUCCCUCCCCCCAUGACACCAUUGCAUCAGUACAGUGGAGGAUAUAAUCUCAGUGAAAGCCAAGUAAAUCUGUAUUAACAAAAGUGGGGUCAACAGAGUCCCUGGAUUCCAGAUUUACAGCCAAGAUGAGAAUCAGUCCUUAUUUAUUUGUGUCAACAUAUUUUUUCUGAUGGGCCUAGGGUUUGGUUUUCUUUUGUGUGCUUUCCCACACACACUUGAAGCUGGAUAAAUCUCACUGAUAUGAUAAAUCCUCUUUCCUGUGUUUGGGAUUAGCAACAAAUAUACCAUAUGUAUUGUGGCAUACAGCUACUGUUCAAUGGUGAGUCAAGUGUCAAAUCAUAAUGGCCAAGAUCCUGUCUGCCAGUUUGACUGUGUUGGCAGAAGAGAAGGUUGGAUGGUAGCAGAGGAAAAAGGGCAAUGCAGCAUGGGAUGAACCACAGCAAAACUCAUCUUUGUCAGGAAGUAAGAUUGCCACAUCAGCUUCUGGACUGCUUGAGGGAUAGUGCAGCAAAUUUCCAUGCUGAUAUAGAUGGCUUUUGGUACUGGUAUGUGGGUUGAAAAAGUGAUUCAACACCACAGUAAGAGAGACACCACUAGUGUAAGUUGACACCAAAUUUCCAGUCAUUCAUCACUUUGGCUGCACAUGUAAUAUAUUGCCUGCAAUUCCAUGUUGCAAGCUAAAUUCCAUGACUUAAUGUUAUUUUUUUGUUCUACAGUAGGUGCUUCACAUUUGGAGGUAAGACGUACAAGACUCCUGCAAAUGUGUAAAAAUUAUGAAUGAAAAACCAUGGUUGAUUUUUUUACCUAAGAGAACAACUCUCUAGAAAUCUCUUUCACCAGGAGUUGAUCAUAAAAUCAUGCUGGAGGACCUUCAAAUGUCUAGAGAAGUGUUUGUCCUGGGAAUCUAUAGGUCCUUCUGUGCAAUUCUAUAGUUGCAAUGAUGAUCAUACCGGGGGCUCUAGAGAUUCCUAGCCAGAACAUAUUAUUGAAUCCAUUAAUAAUUAGAUUAGCAAAAAGUUAAACUCACAAAUGUGGAAGGCUGACUGUAUUCACAAUCACAUUACAAUAGCCAGAGUGAUGCUGAAGACAAUUAAAAGCAAGUUCCAAAUCCUGUCUUGCCAUCAAAACAGAGUGGGCAAGUUUCUCUCCCUCAGCCUAACCUCUCUCACACAAGGUGAUUCGUCCAUAGUUAUUAGAGAAUAAAAUGGAAUAUAUACUCAGCCUUAAACUCCCUGGAGUAAAUAUAUGUGUACUAUACGUAAACAGAUUUCUGUAAAACUUAUUGAUAUUUGUAGUCUCACAGGACUCUGUUCUUUUUGCUAUUGCAAAAUUACUCUCUUGGAGAUUUCCAUGGGGAAAUCAUGUACGUCUGCAAGUCGAGGUACAGAAUAAUUUUCCAAAAAUAUUAUGCAGAGCAGAGCAGCAAAUCAAUGGUGAAAAUUAGCAAGCCAGAAAUGUUGUUGUCUACUUUUUUUAAAAAUUACCAAAAUCUCUUUCCAGUUUUUAAUCCUGUAACAAAAUCUGCCUAUAUCUCCUUUGAUUACUCUAUAACCUUGAUCAUGAAACAUUUCUUUUUUUAAAAUGGAAAAUCUUUGGAUUAUUUUGAAACUUAGUGCCAGCUGUCUUUUGUAAAACUGGCAAUUCUGCAGAUGAUUUGAAUAUCUCAGUACAAUGGGAUUUGUUAUCUGUGUCUGAUAAAGAACCAGAAUGAAGGAUGCAAUUCUAAACUGAUGUACCUUAAUAUAACUAAUUGAUUGAACAAAAGGAAAUAAAACAUAGCUGUAUGGUAUGGAAAAGGGGCUCUCUAGCUGAAUGUAAGCUGUACUAUGUAAAAAAAAUAGUAUGUACUCUCUUGUAAAUGUAGGACAAAAUAAAAGAAUGAUUGUUCUUAUAUAUUAUUUCUCAAUGAUACUAUUGAUAUGAUAUGGGAAAGUAGCCCUAUAGAUCUAUGCUGUUAAACAUUGACAAUACUUGUAAACCUGACAGUUUUCUGUUUUAUCGAAUUCUUAAAAUCUGCCAUAAAUGUGAACUUUAUAAAAGAAACCAUGGUAUUUUUUAAAAUCACGAAUGAGCAUUUCUUACUGCUUUUACUAAAUUCAAUUUAACAGCUCUUAAAAAUGUGGUGAUUUGUUUAGAAUCUGGGAACCAUUUUAUUUUUGGAAAAUAGAUUGGUGAUGAUCACUGUGGAAGGCAUCCUCUUGGAGACCUUGGAGGGUGACAUCUGCUUCUUCAAAGGGGGGAGGGGUCCCUAAAUUCUUCUAAGGAUGUGGGGCAUUUUCACUGUGUUUGGGGUUUUAAAAAUUGGUGGAAAAUAUGGUAGAAAUGCCCCUUAUGCUAUCUAGUACAGACUAAUGGUUCACAAUCUUUAAGAGACCAUGGACCACUGAGGCAAAACUUGGAUACAUCAUGGAUCAUCAAGAUCAAUCAACCCCUCUCCCCACAGAAUGCCCACUGCUCCUUCCCCUUCCCUUCCCCUUCCUCUUGCCCUUCCCCUCCUCAUGAGGAGCCAGUGAUGGAGCUUCCCUCAGCCCUCACCUUCAUUGACCUGCUAGCGUUGGAUGCCUCCUCAUCCUUGCAAUCCAGCCUGUGAAAAGGGCUUACUUCCUUGCUUCAAAAGCAAGUAAGGAAUGAAGGAUCCAAUGCCAUCAUUCCUGCUCCCUCCUAUUGUCCAGCAUUGGACCCUUCCUUCCUUACCUGCUCUUGAGGAGGCUGCUGUCAGAGCCCCCUUUGCAAUCUCCUUGCAACCCAGCUCCUUGCUGCCUAGGCCUGAAAACGGGGCUCUGGCAGCAGCAGCUUCAAUCCUAGGCAAGGAAGGAAGGAUCUAACACUGCCCUUUGCCCGGUGUUGGAUCCUUCCUUCUAUACAGGCCCAGGUGGAUGGAUUGCAAGGAGGACACUCCAAAUGGGGCUCUGGCAGGAGCCGCCUCAAGAUCAGGUAAGGAAGGAACAGUUCAAUGCUGCUGAUGGGAAUGGAGCCAUUGGAUCCUUUCUUUCUUGCCUGGGAUUGAGAAAGCUGCUGCUGAUGAUACUGCCAGAGCCCCAUUUGCAGGCCCAGGUAACAGGGAGGGGUGGCUGGGUUGAAAGAAGGAAAUUGCGAACGGGGAUUCAGCAGAGAAACCUCCUUUAGUUGGGUCAAUAGCUCUGUUUGGGAUGAAGGAGGAGAGGAGGGCAAGCAGGAGAAGAAGGGUGAGUGUGUGUGGUGGGGGAUUGUGCGGGGGGGGGGGGGGGGAGACAACUUCCUCAACAGCUAUGCUGCAUCAACUCAAUUUUCUGUGAAAGAUCCCCAUGGACUGCUUUUCUGUUUUUUUGUGGACCAUCUGUGGUCCACAGACCACUGGUUGGGAACCACUGCUUUUGAACAUAUGAGGGUCAAUUAUUUUGAAACAUUUUGCAAAAAAUAAAUAAA
This is a messenger RNA of Anolis carolinensis (green anole), 7957 nucleotides long. RefSeq names its product potassium voltage-gated channel modifier subfamily G member 3 (gene kcng3). Bases 1328 to 2695 code for a protein of 455 amino acids. Gene Ontology annotation, molecular function: protein binding; delayed rectifier potassium channel activity. Gene Ontology annotation, cellular component: voltage-gated potassium channel complex; membrane. The record is from RefSeq and is a predicted model, not a curated record. Gene Ontology annotation, biological process: potassium ion transmembrane transport; protein homooligomerization. The transcript is spliced from 2 exons. NCBI's taxonomy places the organism in Eukaryota, Metazoa, Chordata, Lepidosauria, Squamata, Anolidae.